UUUGCAUUGUCAAGCUGUUUGUGUUUGUGCAGUAUCGAUCGAAUCCGUCACACACCAAAUCACAUCAUGGGCAACAAGUUGUCCAACCUGAUUCAGCAAGCGUCAUCGUCUGCAAAGACAAACGGCAAACCAACUGUAACCGUGCUAUAUGGCUCUCAAAGUGGCACGGCUGAAGGAUUUGCCAAGUCACUGGUGGCGUCCAGUCAAGGCACGGCGUUCACUGUUCGUGCCGUGGACCUGGCCAAGUUCAAUGCUUCCACACUGCCAACGCUUUCCUGCGUCAUCUUCGUGGUCGCGACGUUCGGCGAGGGCGGGCCGACCGACAGCGCCGUUAAAUUCCACAAGUACCUUACAAACCCGUCUCUGCCGGCCAAUGUCAUGCAGCACGUCAAGUUCACCGUGUUUGGCCUGGGAAACAAGACGUAUGCAAGGUACAACGCCAUGGGUCGAGCUGUGAACUCGCGUAUGGAGCAGCUCGGGGGGCACCGCGUGUAUCGGCAUGGCGAAGGCAACGACGAGGCAUGCAUCGAAAACGACUUUGACGACUGGCGACAAGACCUAUGGGCUGCAAUAUCUGGUCAGUUUGCCCUACCCGCCGCCGUCUCGCAGCCACCUGUUUUUUCCGCCAAGACAUCGCCGCCCGUCUUUGAGUUUGAUGUCGUAUCCGUCGCCUCGAAUACCCGCUCCACUUCAAGCCCCUUUCAGGAGUAUGCGUUCGCCACGCUCGUCGAUACGCGCGAAUUGCGUCAAUCCACAGCGUCUGGAUCGACGUUGCACUUGGAGUUUGACAUCAAACACGCCGGCGUGACGUACGCGACGGCAGACAACCUGGCGAUUUUGCCGGAAAACGACCCCGCCCUCGUCACCCGCGUGGCCACCGCCCUCCGCUUUGACGAAGACGGCGUCGUGGAGCUCAAAGCUCUGGACAAGGCGACCAAGCUGCCAUUCCCCACCCCCGCGACCAUCCGCACCAUUCUGAGCCAGUACUUGGACCUGAACGCGGCGCCGCGCAAAGGAGCGCUGACGGCGCUGGCCCAUUACGCGACGUCGUCCGUGGACCAAGACCGGCUGCUCCGGCUGGCGUCGGCGGACGGCAAGGCCGAGUACCAGACGUGGGUCGUGGACGCGCACCGGACGUUUGGCGACGUGAUCGAAGCAUUUCCGUCGCUGCAGAUCCCACUGGUGGCGUUUAUCCACAUCUUACCGUCGCUGCAGCCGCGGUACUACACGAUCUCGUCGUCGUCGGUCGUCCAUCCCACCCGGAUCCACGUGACGCUGGGAGUGAUCGCGACGUCGGACCUACCAGAAGGCCGCCAGUUCAAAGGCGUGACGUCCAACUACUUGGCCAAGCUGGCGCUCCCCGACGCGGCAGUCCUAGACAAGCCAAAGGUGGCCAAUCCGUACGGUGAGCAAGGCAAGAAACAAGUGCGAACGUGGCCCAGCAUCCGCAUGACCAUCCGCAAGUCGACGUUCAAACUGCCGCCCUCUCCUGAAACCCCCGUGAUCCUCGUCGGACCGGGCACGGGCAUCGCCCCCAUGCGCGCCUUUCUCCAAGAGCGUCACGCCCAAAAACAAGCCGGAGAAACUGUCGGGGCCACGUGGCUGUUCUUUGGCUGUCGCCGGCAAUCCGAAGACUACUUGUACCAACAAGAGUUGGAAACGUACCAAGCAAGUGGCACGCUCUCCGACCUCCACGUGGCCUUCUCGCGCGACUCGGCGCAAAAGGUGUAUGUGCAGCACUUGAUUCGCCAACAAGGCGCGGCGUUGUGGAAGGUGCUGGCUGCGGGGGGGUACGUGUACGUGUGCGGCGCGACGCUCAUGGGCACGGACGUGCACAAGGCAUUUGUGGAGCUGGUCCAGACGCACGGAGCCAAGUCGGUGGUUGACGCCACGCGCUACGUCCAAGACUUGCAGCACAACCACCGAUACAUCCAGGAACUAUGGUCUGCGUAAACAGUAGUAGUAGUAGUACAUGGAUGAAAUAGAGAUUUGCAAUUACAUA
Molecule: messenger RNA, 2002 nt
Organism: Aphanomyces astaci
Lineage: Eukaryota; Oomycota; Saprolegniomycetes; Saprolegniales; Verrucalvaceae
Exons: 1
Coding region: 67-1953 (628 amino acids)
Cellular component (GO): cytosol
Molecular function (GO): flavin adenine dinucleotide binding; NADPH-hemoprotein reductase activity; FMN binding
Source: RefSeq, a predicted model, not a curated record